UUUAUUAGCAUAUAAAUAAAAUAUAAUUAAAAUGGGAAAAAGAAAGCCAGAAUAUGAAAUUGAUGAAAAGCAAAUUGAUAAUGAUGAUAAUGAUGAACAUAAAGUACCUGGAUUAGGAAAAAUAAAUACACCUGAAGAGAUAGCAUAAAGAAGAAUAAUAAAGCUUAUAGGCGCAAAAGCAUAAGAUAAUGAAAAUAACGAAAGUUCAAAAACUAAAUUAAUUGCAAAAUUAGAUGAAGGAUAAUAAAAAGAAGAAAAAUAAUCAAAUGGUAAAUAAGGUUAAAACGGAGAUAAAAAGCUCUAAGAAUAAUCCGAAAAAUAGGAAUCUGAGAAAAAACAAACAGAAGAAAAACAAUAAAAGUCAAGUUUAUUUGGAAACAUAAAUAUAACACCUGGCUCUAGCUUGUUUAGUAAUAAUAAUAAUUCUAGUCCUUCUUUAUUUUCAGGAUCUUUAUUUUCAAAUAAUCCUCCUAAUACAGGUGCCUUAUUUUCUGGAGGUUUAUUUACUAAUAAUGGACAAAAUACUAAUAAUACAAGUAUUCCAAAUAUUUUUGCUACUGGCACAAAUGCAGGAGGUCUUUUUGGAAAUAUGCCAAUUAAUUAGUAAAUUACAGGAGGUCUUUUUGGAAAUUUAGCUGCAAAUAAUAAUAAUAACGAUUUGUUCGGAUAAAAAAAGAAAGAGGGCGGAUGCUCUGAUGAUGAUAACGGAGGUGAAGAUGAUGAUGAGCCUAAUACUGCAAGUCCAGAGCCUGAUGUUACUAAGGUAGAAAAUAAGUAUUAAUAUGAAGAACCAUUUGUUAAGCUAUUCGAAAAAAAUGUUACUAAAUUUAAAUUAAUGACAAAUGAUGUACUUGAUAAAGGUUUUGUUUCUAUUGAAAAAUUAAAAGAUAAUGAAUCGGCUCCUGUUACCUUUGUUUAUAGAAAUUAAAUAAAGAAAAUCAUUUAUUAAGCGAAUAUUUAUAAAGGAUUAAGCAAAGUUAGCAAAAUUGGCGAUAAUUUAAAAAAUAUAAAAGUUACCUGUAUUUCAUUUUCAGAAGAUAAAAAGCCUUAAGCUUAAAUUGUUAAACUUUAAUUUUAAGAAGAUAAUGAUGGAGAAGAAUUUAUUUAAGAAAUGGAAAAGCACAUUUGA
This is a messenger RNA of Ichthyophthirius multifiliis, 1129 nucleotides long. RefSeq lists its product as hypothetical. The transcript has 9 exons. The record is from RefSeq and is a predicted model, not a curated record. NCBI's taxonomy places the organism in Eukaryota, Ciliophora, Oligohymenophorea, Hymenostomatida.